GAAGCCUGUUUGCAUAAUAAGACAAAGUACUUGAUUAACAUGUUGACAACAUUGAUAAUCUCUACACUACUUCCCAUUCAAAAUGGAUUCUGCUGGCAAAAUAUUCCACGCCUUGGCUUUUGCCUACUAUUGCUUCUCAUACUACUACUAUUGUGAGCAUGUUUACUAUCGGGUAAAUGCGUCAGAUUUUCGACCUAAGAGCUAUCAAUAUGGAGGCGACACUAAAUUUCUUACUAUGUGGUGCUGGUACUUUCAGAUUGUCUACUUCUUCUUAUGUUGUGUAGCUAAUGUGAUGGAGAUGAUGGGCAUGAAACCCCAAAAGAUGCAUACCAUGAGAGAUUGGUUUCUAUCUUCUAUUGCUUUCCCUGUAGGAAUGAUGGUGGUUAGCAUGUUUUGGAUACUCUGGUCUAUUGAUAGAAAAUUGGUCUUUCCAAAAGAGUUGGACGAGUUCUUUCCAGUUUGGCUCAACCAUGUUUUACAUACAAACGUCUUACCAAUCUUAUUAGUUGACAUGUGGUUGAUACGUCACAAACCUCCAUCUAAGAUACGUGGUGUUACAACUCUCUCACUCUUCUCGGCUCUUUACAUGGCUUGGAUAUUUUGGUUGGGAUACGGUGUUAAUAUCUGGGUGUAUCCUAUCCUUCGGGUUCUCUCUGGAAUUAAGUUUAUUUUCUUCAUUGUUUUAUGUGCAACCGCACCCCUUCCAGUCUACUUUCUUGGAGAAUGGUGCAUCAAUGUCUUUCAUGGUAAAUAUCAAUCAACCGUGGUAGCCACAAGGAUUAAAGGAACGCGUAAUAUCCCCCCCGACACAAUUCAAUUAAAUUCAAUUCAAUUCAAUUAUUUAGUCAACCAUCAAAAGGAUAAAAACAGUACAAUAUACAGUAUUAACAAAGUAUCAGAAAAACAACAACAAAUAGAUGGUUCGGAGACCCCGGAGAAGCAAUGCUUAUAAAAGGGGUCACCACGAUACAUUAAUACAUUACAAAUGACAAAAUUAAAGAGUAAAAAUCCUAGAUCAAAAUUAAAAGAAA
Messenger RNA from Lytechinus pictus (painted urchin), 1031 nucleotides. Its product is annotated as androgen-induced gene 1 protein-like. The record is from RefSeq and is a predicted model, not a curated record. NCBI's taxonomy places the organism in Eukaryota, Metazoa, Echinodermata, Echinoidea, Temnopleuroida, Toxopneustidae. The transcript is spliced from 5 exons. Gene Ontology annotation, cellular component: endomembrane system; membrane. The coding region runs from base 83 to 952 and encodes 289 amino acids.